Messenger RNA from Mus pahari (shrew mouse), 2929 nucleotides. RefSeq names its product microsomal triglyceride transfer protein (gene Mttp). Gene Ontology annotation, cellular component: endoplasmic reticulum; Golgi apparatus; basolateral plasma membrane. Gene Ontology annotation, molecular function: lipid binding. Gene Ontology annotation, biological process: lipid transport; cholesterol homeostasis; lipoprotein metabolic process. The transcript has 18 exons. Lineage: Eukaryota; Metazoa; Chordata; Mammalia; Rodentia; Muridae. The record is from RefSeq and is a predicted model, not a curated record. The coding region runs from base 93 to 2777 and encodes 894 amino acids.
UUCUGAAGAGGGUCACUUCCUUGCCGGCUGCCACCACUGCUCAGUGACUCCUGGAGACUGGAUGUGGUAGAGGAGAGCCAGGCAGCAUCAGCAUGAUCCUCCUGGCCGUGCUUUUCCUCUGCUUCUUCUCUUCCUAUUCUGCUUCUGUUAAAGGUCACACAACUGGCCUCUCAUUAAAUAAUGAGCGGUUAUACAAGCUCACGUACUCCACUGAAGUGUUUCUUGAUGGGGGCAAAGGAAACCCGCAAACCAGUGUGGGCUUCAGGAUAUCAUCUGACGUGGACGUUGUGUUACUGUGGAGGAAUCCUGAUGGUGAUGAUGAUCAACUGAUCCAAAUCACGAUAACAGCUGUCAACGUCGAAAAUGCGGGUCAACAGAGAGGAGAGAAGAGCAUCUUCAAGGGCAAAAGCCCACCUAAGAUCAUAGGGAAGGACAACCUGGAGGCGCUGCAGAGACCCAUGCUUCUUCAUCUAGUCCGCGGGAAGGUCAAAGAGUUCUACUCCUAUGAAAACGAGCCCGUGGGCAUAGAAAAUCUCAAGAGAGGCUUGGCUAGCUUAUUCCAGAUGCAGUUAAGCUCUGGAACUACCAACGAGGUAGAUAUCUCUGGGGAUUGUAAAGUGACUUACCAGGCCCAGCAAGACAAAGUGGUCAAAAUCAAGGCUCUGGAUACAUGCAAAAUUGAGCGGUCUGGAUUUACAACGGCAAACCAGGUGCUGGGCGUCAGUUCGAAAGCCACAUCUGUCACCACCUACAAGAUAGAGGACAGCUUCGUUAUCGCUGUGCUUGCAGAAGAGAUCAGAGCCUUUGCCUUGAACUUCCAACAAGCCGUAGCAGGAAAGAUAGUGUCCAAGCAGAAAUUGGAGCUGAAGACAACUGAAGCUGGCCCAAGGAUGGUCCCUGGGAAGCAAGUGGCAGGUGUAAUUAAAGCAGUUGAUUCCAAAUACAAAGCCAUUCCCAUUGUGGGACAGGUCCUCCAGCGUGUCUGCAAAGGAUGCCCUUCUCUGGCGGAGCACUGGGAGUCCAUCAGAAAGCACUUGGAGCCUGACAACCUGUCCAAGGCCGAGGCCGUCCAGAGCUUCUUGGCCUUCAUUCAGCACCUCCGGACUUCGAGAAGAGAAGAGAUCCUCCAGAUUCUGAAGGCAGAGAAGAAGGAAGUGCUCCCUCAGCUGGUGGAUGCUGUCACCUCUGCUCAGACUCCAGACUCGCUGGAAGCCAUCCUAGACUUUUUGGAUUUCAAAAGCGACAGUAGUAUCAUUCUCCAGGAAAGAUUCCUCUAUGCCUGUGGCUUUGCCACCCAUCCUGAUGAAGAACUCCUGCGAGCCCUCCUUAGUAAGUUCAAAGGUUCCUUUGCAAGCAACGACAUCAGAGAGUCGGUUAUAAUCAUCAUUGGAGCCCUAGUCAGGAAGCUGUGUCAGAAUGAAGACUGCAAGCUCAAGGCAGUGGUGGAAGCUAAGAAGCUGAUCCUGGGAGGACUUGAAAAACCAGAGAAAAAAGAAGACACCACGAUGUACCUGCUGGCCCUGAAGAAUGCCUUGCUUCCCGAAGGCAUCCCGCUCCUUUUGAAGUAUGCUGAGGCUGGAGAAGGGCCCGUCAGUCACCUGGCCACCACCGUUCUCCAGAGAUACGAUGUCUCCUUCAUCACUGAUGAGGUGAAGAAGACCUUGAACAGGAUAUACCACCAGAAUCGUAAGGUUCAUGAAAAGACGGUGCGCACAACUGCUGCUGCUGUUAUCUUAAAGAACCCAUCCUACAUGGAUGUGAAGAACAUUCUGCUGUCUAUUGGGGAACUUCCUAAAGAGAUGAACAAAUACAUGCUCACCGUUGUGCAAGACAUCCUGAAUUUUGAAAUGCCUGCAAGCAAAAUGAUCCGUCGAGUUCUCAAGGAGAUGGCUGUUCACAAUUAUGAUCGUUUCUCCAAGAGUGGAUCCUCUUCUGCCUAUACUGGCUAUGUAGAACGUAGCCCCCGGGCAGCAUCCACAUACAGCCUUGACAUCCUUUACUCUGGCUCUGGCAUUCUGAGGAGAAGUAACCUGAACAUCUUCCAGUACAUCGGGAAGGCGGAGCUUCAUGGUAGUCAGGUGGUGAUUGAGGCCCAAGGGCUGGAAGGCUUAAUUGCAGCCACUCCUGAUGAAGGAGAGGAGAACCUUGACUCUUAUGCUGGCAUGUCAGCCAUCCUGUUUGAUGUUCAGCUUAGACCUGUCACAUUUUUUAAUGGAUACAGUGAUUUGAUGUCCAAAAUGCUGUCGGCAUCCGGCGACCCUGUCAGCGUGGUGAAAGGGCUUAUUCUGCUAAUAGACCAUUCUCAGGAUAUUCAGCUGCAAUCUGGACUAAAGGCCAAUAUGGAGAUCCAGGGUGGUCUAGCUAUUGAUAUUUCUGGUUCAAUGGAAUUCAGUCUGUGGUAUCGUGAGUCUAAAACCCGAGUGAAAAAUCGGGUGGCUGUGGUGAUAACCAGCGACGUCACAGUGGAUGCCUCUUUUGUGAAAGCUGGCCUGGAAAGCAGAGCAGAGACAGAGGCUGGACUGGAGUUCAUCUCCACGGUGCAGUUCUCGCAGUACCCGUUCUUGGUCUGCAUGCAGAUGGACAAGGCUGAAGCCCCACUCAGGCAAUUCGAGACAAAGUAUGAAAGGCUAUCCACAGGCAGGGGAUAUGUCUCUCGGAGAAGAAAAGAGAGCCUAGUGGCUGGAUGUGAACUCCCCCUUCAUCAAGAGAACUCUGAGAUGUGCAACGUGGUAUUCCCACCUCAGCCAGAAAGCGAUAACUCCGGUGGAUGGUUUUGAUUCCCGUGGGUCCACUUCCACGAGAACGCUAUGCAUUGACGUGCCUAAUCCUUGCUCUGCGAGAGCACAGUGUUUACAUAUUUACCUGUAUUUAAGAUGUUUGUAAAGAGCAGUGGAGAACUUCAGUUGAUUAAAGUUGAACUUAUUCAGGA